Molecule: messenger RNA, 6805 nt
Organism: Mobula hypostoma (lesser devil ray)
Lineage: Eukaryota; Metazoa; Chordata; Chondrichthyes; Myliobatiformes; Myliobatidae
Gene: atg2a
Product: autophagy related 2A
Exons: 42
Coding region: 211-6372 (2053 amino acids)
Biological process (GO): piecemeal microautophagy of the nucleus; autophagy of mitochondrion; autophagosome assembly
Cellular component (GO): phagophore assembly site
Molecular function (GO): phosphatidylinositol-3-phosphate binding
Source: RefSeq, a predicted model, not a curated record
UGUCCACAUAUCCCCUCCCAGAGAUGCCGUGACAGCGAUGGCGGCCGCCCGCUUGUUUACAGUCUAACUUGCUCGCCCGUCUUUGUCCGAGCGCCCAGACUCCGGCCCGUCGGCGAGGCGCAGCUCUCAGGGGUGUCGCGCCCCCCGCCAGGGUGCUCCGCUGGCAGCCCGUGGGUGAGCGAUGCUGGUGGCCGGGGGCCGGUUGCUAGGAUGUCAUGGUUCUUCCCCUGGUCGAGCUCCAUUAAGAAGCGGGCCUGCCGCUACCUGCUGCAGCAUUACCUGGGCCACUUCUUCGAGGAGCGGCUCACUUUGGAGCAGCUCAGCCUGGACCUGUACAACGGCAGCGGCGGCAUCCGGGACGUGCAGCUCGACGUCUGGUCCCUGAACGAGUUCCUGGACUCGCUGGGUGCGCCGCUGGAGAUCACCGAUGGCUUUAUCAGCAGCAUCUCGGUGACCAUCCCCUGGUCUGCCCUCAUCACUGACAACUGUACCGUGGAGGUGUCGGGACUGCAGAUCACGUGCAGACCCAAGUACUGCUUUGCAGCCCCAGGGACCGAGUCUCCCAGCUGGUCAUCAUGCAUGACCACGAGCAUGCAGCUGGCCAAGGAGUGCCUGCAAGAGCAGUCCGAGGAGCCCACACAGCCCUUGGAGGGGCUCGAGAUGUUUGCACAGACCAUUGAGACUGUGCUGAGGAAGAUAAAAGUGACGUUCCUGGAUACCAUCGUGCGAGUAGAACACACCCCCGACGGCUCCAGGACUGGUGUGGCCCUGGAGGUGCACAUAAAGAGGUUGGAGUACUGUGACGAAGCUGUGAAGGACUCAGUCAGCACGUCGAAGAAGGACCCCAUACCCAUCGACAUCCACCAGCCCCCUGCGUUCGUUCACAAGGUGCUACAGUUUUCCGGCGUGCUGGUACAUUACGAGGAUGUCUUUGAGCAGGAAGUGGAUCCCCCACUAUCAUCGCCUGUACCGCAGCAGGAGGAACCCAACGCCGAGCCCGGUGAGGAGCCCGACCAUCCCCCCGACACCGGCAGCAGGACUGCGGAGCGGAGGUCUGCGGUGGUACCUUCUCAGCUGGUGCAGAUCGGCAGCUGUACGGGCUGCGUGGAGAUGACCAUGAAACUCAAGCAGAAUGAUGCUCUCCCUGGACCGAAGUUGGAACUGGAUGGAAAGAUGGGCUCACUGCACUUGUUCAUCAGUCCUCACCAGCUCUCCAACUUGACAGAUCUUCUCGGCACACUGAGCCUUUCAGAGGUGAGUGGAUUGACGGAAAAGCUGAGCAAGAGUCGGCCGCUCGACCCUGAGGAUUUCAAAUUGAUUGAGCAGGACCUCAACAAGCAGCUUCACUCGGGCCAGAGUCUGGCGCGCACUCGUGCCGAAGAGUUCGAAUCGCUCACGGGCACCGAGAACGGGGUGUCUUCGGAGAUGUUCUUCUCCAUGGCCCCGAUGACGAGUAGUGUGGCCUCCGUGCAGACGGUGAGCGAGCUGUCGGACGUGGACCUGGGAGGCUCAAUGUACAGUGAUUACAGCAGCUCCCCUCUGCAGGCGCCCUCGCUGGGCACAGGCCUGAUGAUGGGUUCACCGCGACGCGGCGGGGGCUCGCUCUUUCCCUCCACUCUCCCCAAUUUACAGAACAUGAACAGACAGCAAGGCAGGUCCCAGCAGCCUGCGUCACUGGACAGCGUGAAGACCGAGCUGCUGCUCAAACUGACCUUUGGCGGGCUCACGGCCACGCUGCUGCACCUGGACCGCGUGCCGCCUGCCGCCCCGGCCUCCCUCCCCGCGGCCGCCCGCCACUACUUCACCGAGCUGACCUACUUCAGGGACACCAUCUUCGGAGGCUGCGACUUCACCCACCUGAGGAGGCAGUUUGAGAAGGCCUGUCCCCGGAAUAACAUCAGGCUGAUUGGCAGCGCGGUGCAGCUGGCUUGUGAACAGAAGGCAGGCAGAGGCGUGCAGCUGCUCUGUGCGGACGCCUGCUUCGGCGCACUGGAGGUACUGGAGAGCCUGUGGCCUGAAGGGACACAGCAGAGGGCCGAGUACACAGAGCUGCUGAUCUUCAGGAGGUCACCCCCAGUGUCUGGCGAAUCCAGUGCCUGCCCCUGUGCUCAGGUCCACUACAGACAGACAUGCAGGACAGAAGGCAAGGGCGCUCGGAGGAGAUCAGGCACAAAGUGCAGUGCGGAGCUGGUGAUCGAGCUCCAGGAGGCCCACGCGGACAUUGACGUCGGCUUCCUGGACAGGGUAGACCCCCUGCUGCAGAUGUGGCCAACGCGAGAGAGAGAGUUCGUGGCAGAGCAGUCCAGGCCUGCGGAGCCGACGCUGCUCUCUGGAUUGUCUGCUCGCCGGGCCGACCCGCCUCCCGCCCAGGGGCGUCCGACGGCCGUGCGGAUCACGGCGCCCAGAGCCCACUUCCGGCUGCAGUUCCCCGUGCCGGACCUGCGCCCCGAGGGGGAGCGCCGCCCCUGGUUCCAGAAGGCCGUCAGGAAGGAGAGCCUGCGGCUCGAGUGUAAAGACCUGGUCUUCAAAUCCGAGCUCGGGGUCAGUUCCGCCACUGAUCCCGUCAAAUACGAGCUCAGCUUCAACGAGCUGCACGGUAUCUAUGAAGACGGGCUGAAGCCUGGCGUUUCGUGCAUUCGAGUCAACAAAGCAAGUGAUAAAGUACCCGGUGCAAAGUACACAACCCCCAAGAUAGUACUGACGGUAAACCCGGACUACAGCGGCUCCCAGUGGGAUCUGCUCAUGGAGAAGACAGACGACAUUGACCUCUCGACCGUGGAAAGUCCCUGUGAGCUGAAGCAGCCCGAACCCUCUCCGUUCUCGUCCAAGCGCACCAUGUACGAAACAGAGGAGAUGGUGAUCCCGGGAGAGCCUGAGGAGAUGGCGGAAUUUCAGUCUGAGACGCUGGCCUCUUCCCAGUACAUCCUGGAGCUGACCCUGCCCGCCCUGCACCUGCUGCUUCCCAGUAAGGAAUUCUAUGAGAGCGUCUACAACAGGUUUAAUAAUGACUUGCUGAUGUGGACGCCGACGGGGCCGUCUCUGAGCAGCACCUCACAGAGCACCGACACCACUGGGAUCAACCCUCUGCCGCUGGAUUCGAUUUUGGCAGCCCCCUUUGCACAAGACAACUUUCGGCUCUGCAAGUCGGCAUUCAGGCUGGACUCUGACUCGGAAGACGAGGAUUCGCACUUCUACUUGAAUGAGGAGUCUGGAAGGAGAAGGAAGAUGGACGGCCGGAGGGGUCACGCGCAGAGCUUCGUGUCGGCCGUCAUGAAUGUCGGAAAAGGGAGGGUGACAGUCCUCACGGACUCGAAGGGGGAGGCAGGGAAGGCGGUCAGCGGCUUUCACGGAGAACUGGUCCUCGACGUGGAGAACAGCACCAUCUUCAGUGUGUCGCAGUACAAGGGCCAACUGGAACUGGGCUACCUCUGCAUCGAGUCCAGCAAAGUGUCCCUCUACCAGAAAGCUGACGUCGAGGACUGCCCCCUCCCGGAGAGGUUAGAGGUGCCGAGCUUCACUGCCCCGGCGGGGCUAAUCCCAACCAUCCUGUGCACGGACGAGGUGCUGGCCACCGGCUCCUCUGCGGCCCCAGGGCGGAGAGACAGGAGCCUGCGAAUGCUGGCUGUCGCCAUCAAGACCACCCUGGACACCACGAACAAUAUCAAGGAAUUCCUGGUCGCUCUGAGGCUGCAAGGCGCGACCCUGUGUCACCGGAUGGCCCUCACCAACCAGAGCUGGCACGAGCAGCUGAUGGAUUUCUUCGACGUGCUGGAUGACCCAAUCCUGGGCUACGUCCCCCCGACCGUGAUCACCGUCUUACACACCCACCUACUCAGCUGUGCACUCGACUACAGACCCCUCUACCUCCCAGUGCGUGUGCUGAUCACGGCAGAGACCUUCACCUUGUCCAGUAACAUCAUCGUCGACACAGCAACCUUCCACCUUAGGUUCAUUCUGGAUGACUCUGCCGUCUACCUGUGUGACAGGUGCAGCUUAGAAACCGUGGACUUGAAGCGAGAUUACGUGUGCGUGCUGGACAUCGAUCUGCUGGAGCUGGUCAUCACCACAUGGAAGGGAGACCUGUCCGGCAAGCUGGCGCAGCCCCUGUUCGAACUGCGGUGCUCUAACAACGUGGUGCACGUUCACACCUGCGCGGACUCCUGCGCUGCGCUGGCCAACCUCAUCCAGUACGUGGUGAACAGCGGCGACCUUCAUCCUCCCCCCAGGCAGGACACCCCGACCGAGAUCGCCGGGCAGAAGUUGCAGUUGCCAGAGUCAGCGACGCCCCUCCCACCUCGACUCCCAGCGGAGACAGCCGAGAUCAACCAGGGUGACCUGACGGACGCCCUGAUCGACACGGAGCGGAGCCGCAGAGACUCGGCUGAGGGGACAGCAGGUGGGAUGCCGUUACUCCGCCAGGACUCCCCUGUGUCCGUCUAUCUCUUCCCGGGCGAGAACAACCAGGACAAGCCCCCGGCAAAGCCGCCCCCGACGGCCGACCGGCUGGACGCGUUCCCCUGUGAAGGAAGCGAGGCAGGCAGCGACUCCACCGACAACGACGACUUCUGCAUCCUGGACGCGCCGGGAAUGGGCAUUCCGCCCAAAGACGGAGAGCCGAUUGUCUCCAAGCUGACGGAUGACUCCAUCGCGAUCAAGGAUGGUUACUUCUCGCGACCCAUAGGCAGCACGGACCUGCUGAAGGCACCGGCCCGAUUCCCCGUGCCCGACACCCGGAUCAUGCUGAGAGAAAUCUCCGUGGUCUGGCAUCUGUACGGGGGGAAGGACUUCGGCUCAGUCCGCCCAUCUUCCUUCCACUCUCAUUCACCCAGGAUGAAGCCGGUCGCCGUCAGCGCGAGGAGCUCGCCGUCUCGCUCCGCCUUCCCCAACAGGCCGCAGAACACGUGGAGGACGCAGGGGGGCUCGGGACGAAACCACGACAUCCUCAUGGAGAUCCAGCUCACCAAGGUGAGCUUCCAGCAUGAGACGUACCCCGUUGCCACUGCCAUGCCGGAGAAAGGACCAGUGGAGACGCAUGCCCCCGAACUUGAGGAGCUGCCCAUCGCUCGGCAGGUCUUCAUUGUGCAGGAGCUGGAGAUCCGUGACAGGCUGGCCUCUUCGCAGAUUAACAAGUUCCUUUACCUCUACACCAGUGAGAGGAUGCCCAGGAGGGCCCAUUCCAACAUGCUGACCAUCAAGGCCCUCCACGUCAGGCCGGAGUCUGGGCUCGGAGGCCCCGAGUGCUGCCUACGAGUCUCCCUGAUGCCCCUACGCCUCAAUAUUGACCAGGAUGCCUUAUUCUUCCUGAAAGACUUCUUCACUACGUUUGCAACUGGAAUCAAUCCCGUCGUUCCUGUGGAUUCAGCUGUAGAAGCCAAACCUGAAUCCAGCCAGCGGGGCAGUGGAAUCUUCGAGGCCGAUUCCAUCGGCAGGGAGACAGAACCCUGCCAGAGUGGCCUGGAGUUGCCUGAGAUGACCGCCUCGAUGGAGACAGCCUUCAGCGAGCACAGUUCCUCAUCCAGCGCCUCGUCCUCUGAGCAGCCUAUCUAUUUCAGGGAAUUCCGAUUUACCUCAGAGGUACCCAUCUGGCUGGACUAUCACGGAAAGCACGUAACCAUGGAUCAAGGCACCUUCGCUGGAAUACUGAUCGGACUUGCCCAGCUCAACUGCUCAGAACUCAAGCUCAAGAGGCUGUGCUGCAGACAUGGGCUGCUGGGAGUGGACAAGGUGAUCAACUACGCGCUGACCGAGUGGCUGAUUGAUAUCCGGAAGAACCAGUUGCCGGGGAUUCUCGGAGGCGUGGGGCCCAUGCACUCAGUGGUACAGCUGUUUCACGGCCUCCGGGACCUCUUCUGGCUACCGAUUGAACAGUACCGGAAGGAUGGCCGGAUCAUCCGGGGGCUCCAGCGGGGCGCAGCAUCCUUUGGAACCUCCACGGCCUCCGCGGCCUUGGAGCUGAGUAACCGACUGGUGCAAGCUAUUCAGGCUACCGCGGAGACCGUGUACGACAUCUUGUCUCCGACGCCGCCGGUGACCAAGGCAAUCAUGGACCAGAGGUACCUGAAGAGGUACAGGAGAAUACAGCAGCCAGCAGACCUCCGAGAGGGAGUUGCCAAAGCUUACGACACCGUCCGAGAGGGUGUCAUCGACACAGCGCAGACCAUCUGUGAUGUGGCCACCAGGGGACACGAGCAGAAGGGCAUCACAGGAGCCGUGGGAGGAGUCCUGAGGCAGAUCCCGCCCACCGUGGUCAAGCCGCUCAUCGUGGCCUCGGAGGCCACCUCCAAUCUCCUGGGGGGCAUGCGCAACCAGAUCAAGCCAGACGCCCGCAAGGAAGAAAGCCUGAAGUGGCGGACGGACGAGGCUCACGAGUAGCCUGCUAACUCUGCCGGCCCUUCUCUCUGCCCUCCCGUUUUCUAAAAUGCAGAGUCAACCUUGUCGGCUAAAAAGUAAAAGUGCCAUUAGCUUCUGCGUUACGUCGGCGGCAAAGGUGGACGCAGAGAUAGACGCUGUCCGCGUGGAGUAAUUCGUCGCCGGGGACGUGUGCGAUGAUGUCGGGAGAGCAGGAGUGGUUCCUCCCCACCCCCCCCCGGCACACCACGUGCCCCGCGAAUGCACAGACCCGUGUUUCCCUUCCCUCUCCCAGGUGUGUGUGUGUAUGUGCGUGUGAAUGUGUACGAGAGUUCGGUGGGAGCUAACUGUUAUAAGGGGGAAGAGGUAAAGAAGAACUGGGGGAAUUUUCACCACAGCUCCUGUGCUUGGCAUAAUAGGGGUGGGUACAAAAUAAAUUCAUAAAAUCUAUAAAUUA